Messenger RNA from Hyphopichia burtonii NRRL Y-1933, 3101 nucleotides. RefSeq lists its product as uncharacterized. The transcript has a single exon. The record is from RefSeq and is a predicted model, not a curated record. Gene Ontology annotation, cellular component: division septum; plasma membrane; cytoplasm. Gene Ontology annotation, molecular function: GTPase activator activity. Lineage: Eukaryota; Fungi; Ascomycota; Pichiomycetes; Serinales; Debaryomycetaceae. The coding region runs from base 1 to 2952 and encodes 983 amino acids. Gene Ontology annotation, biological process: cytoskeleton organization; small GTPase-mediated signal transduction.
AUGUCUUUUGCUGAUAGUUUUUGGACUCAGGAUUAUAAUCUGGGGUUUAAGGUGUUAUUUGAAGAGCUAUAUCAAGGAGCGAAUGAAAAUGAGGACUUUAUUAGUUUGUUCAAUAAGAGAAUGGAGAUUGAAUUGAUUUAUGGGAAUCAAUUGGUUUUAAUUAAGGAUUCUAAAUCAGUAUCUUCAAGAUAUACCAAUGAUGACUAUAUAUCAUCGGUUAAGAAUGCUUAUUUCAAGAUCAAUGAGAAUUUCAACAAACAAGGAGAAUACCAUUUACAAGUGGCUAAUAAUAUCAAAGUAUUAGUGUUAGAACCAUUCACCAAAUGGAGUAAAGAGCAUAAACAGAGGAUUGAUUACUCAAAUCAAGUUAUACAAGAUCAUUAUAAGGUUUUCAAGAAUGCAAAAAUCCAUUUGGACAGAUUGCAAAAAAAAUAUUUCAAUAAAUGUAGAAUGUUGGAAGAAUUUAAAUCACAUUACACCGAUGAAGAAUUAUCAAGUGAUUUGAAUGAUUUACAACUUGAUUCUAAAAUAGAGAAGGUGGAAGAAGAUCAUGGCGCUGAAGAAAAUGAAGAAGAAGAAGAAAACGAUACAACCUAUACUUUUGGUAAUGCAGUUUUCGAUUAUAAAACAUUGAAAAAAAUGUUGACUGAUAUUUUAACUAAUAUUGAGUUAAUUGAUCAUAAAGUUCCUAUCUUAGGUACUUAUAAUAAUGUUAGUACUGGUAGUAAUAUUACUCAAUGGUUGUUGGAUAAUAUCCCUGAAUUCAAUGGUAAUAUUGCUAAAGCUGAAAGUUUUGGUCAAGAUUUAAUUAAUAAUGGUUUCAUUAGAUUAAUUGGUUCAAUGAGUGGAGGUAAAAAUUUCAUUAAUUCAUCUCAAUUUUACUACCAAUGGAAACCUUUAGUUUUCCAAAUUACUAAAUUAAGUGAUUCCAAAAUAAUAAAUAAUGAUUCAAAUGGAUUAUCAAGAAAUAACUCAAUUAAUUUAAAAUCUUCAAAUAAUUUCGCUGAUUAUUUUGAAGAUAUGAAACAAGCAAUUGGAGUAAAUUCAAUCGAUUAUAAUGAUAAAGCACAAUUACUGAAAAUUAUUCAAGAUGUUAAUCAAUUAGAUCAUCAAUAUUAUCAAUCAAUUUUAGAAUUAGAUAAUUUAAGAUGUAAAUUUGAAGAGUUAAUCAUGGAUCAUUUAACUUUUAUGCAAAAAUGUGAAUUAGAUAGAUUAAAAGCAAUUAAAAAAGUUACUUUUGAUUUCUUAGCAAGUUUUUCAAAUAAAAUUAAUUCAAUGAAACAUUUAUGUGAUGAAUUAUUAAUCUUGGAAGAAACAAUAAAUCCAGUUAAUGAUUUAAAAUUUUUAAUUGAAAAUUACUCAACUGGGUUUUUCAAACCUCAUGUUAUUUUAUAUGAUAAUUAUUAUAAUUCGAAUAUUAAACAAACUUUUGGUGUUUCUUUAAAUGUUAAAUCAAGAUUAGAUCAUAAAGUUGUUCCAAUUAUUAUUCAAUGUAUCUUAUCUCAUCUAGAUAAUAUUUAUCCCGACAUUAUCAAUGAUGAAGAAAGAAUUAAUUUAUGGACAAAACCAAUUCAUCUUUCAAAUGUUCAUCAAUUAAGAUUUCAAUUAAAUGAUGUUAAUGAUCCAAAUAAAAUUAAUGAAAUUUUGAAAACAAAUCAUCCUUUAACUGUUACAAAUGUUUUAAAAUUAUACUUUAUGGAAUUACCAGAUGCCAUAAUUCCCCAUAAUUAUUAUGAUUUAAUUAAAUCUCUAUAUCAAAAUUAUCCAAUUAAUUCAAAUGAUUCUAAAAUUGACGAUUCAAGAAUUAAUGGUUUACAAAAUGUUUUGGUUGAUUUACCAAAAUCAAACUUAGCUACUUUAGAUGCUUUAUUAACUCAUUUAAAUCGUUUGGUUAAUAUAAUUGGUUCUAAAGAUGAAUCUUUGUCAAAUGAUUUUAAGAAAAAACUUUCAAAAGAAUUUGGUAAUAUAAUUUUAAGACCAAGAAUGGAUAAUAAUAAUCUUUAUAAUUCAAGUGAUUUGGGACAAGUAUCAAAUAAUAAUCUAAAUGGUUUUAUUAAUGAACAACAUCAAAUUCUGUUUAUUAAUGAUUUAUUCAACCAUAAGGAGGUCAUAUUCAAAGAAUUAAGAAGAAGAAAUUCCACAAGAGUUGAUGGAUUAAGUAACUCUUCCUCUUUGAAAAAUUCAUCUAAAAAUGCUAGUUUGAAAAAGAAAAAUGCUUCCCCUAAUAAUCAAUCAAGAUUAGAAGCUAAAAUGAAAAAAGCAGUAAACAAAUCAAAAAUCUCUCCAAAAUCAAAUAACAGUGAAUCUUCUACUAGCGCUUCGAAUUCGAUUCCAAAUUCAAUUUCUCCAGGAACAAGUCGUGGUCGUCAACUAAAUGAUGAUCCAGUUGAUGAUGAUGAUGAAAUUUUGGUUGCUGAUGAUGAUAAUAAUAUGGCUACUGCUAAUGAAAUUUUUAAUAGAUCCCCUUUAAUGAAAGAAACCUUGGCUGAAGCUGUUUCAACUCAUUCAACGCCUACCAUCAAAAGAACCGGUUCAACAGUUUUACCAGAACCCCCUGCAACUCCACCUCCUCAUUCACCUACUAAAAAAGCAUCUGCUCCCGGCUCUUUGAAAAGAGGUCAAUCUCCAAAUAAAAAAAAAACUAAUUCAAGUCUAAGUGAAGUUUCAAAUAAUAAACAAGUUAAAUCCGCAUCAAGUAGUAUCGUUUCUUCUAGACCUUUGAAAAGAGACAUAAUUUAUAAUCAUGGUAAUAAUUCAGAGUAUUCUUCACCAAAUGGAUCUUCAACAGAUGUUUCUCAGCCAAAAUUCGCUUCUAGUAUUGGAAGAAAAACUUCUGUGAAAGAUAUGGCAUCCAGAUUUGAUUCCCCAUCACCUCCAUCUGUCCCAGCAAAAGACAAUCAAAAACCUAAAAAUAAUGGGAAAUCUGGAGAUGAUGCGAUUGUGGUCGAGUAAACUUGACUCUACCUUUAAAUUUUAAACUUUUGUUCACGCUUGUUUUUACUCUUGUCCUUAUCAUGACGUUCUACAGUUAUAACCAUAAAAUAAUGCUAUAACCAUACAUUAUCAUAAUUACUUUUAUCAUAAUAUACGAGAAACAAAAA